AUGGCAGCGCCCCAGUCAAACCUCAGCAAUGGAGUUCUGCAAAUGGAGCAGCUGCAGGAGAUGGUGGAGCGCGCGCGACAGAACGGGUGGCCGUCUGCAGAUGUGCGGGAGUUGUACAUUGCUUUCUUUGAGCAUGUGAAGCACAAGAGAUACCCUUCAUCCCCGGUGGUUCCCCAUGGGGACAAUACCCUGCUGUUCAUCAACGCUGGCAUGAACCAAUUCAAGCCGAUCUUCUUGGGACAGGUGGACAAGAACUCCCCACUCGGGAGGUUGCGCCGUGUGGUGGACACUCAAAAGUGCAUCAGGGCAGGAGGAAAGCACAACGACCUGGAAGACGUGGGCAAGGACGAGUACCACCAUACGUUCUUUGAGAUGCUCGGCAACUGGAGCUUUGGCGAUUAUUUUAAGGAGGAGGCCAUCGAUUGGGCAUGGCAGCUCCUCACCGAGGUGUACAAACUUCCUAAAGACAGACUUUACGCGACGUACUUUGGGGGCGACUCAAAGUUCCCCAACUGUCCUCCGGAUUUGGAGGCGAAGCAAUUUUGGCUAAAAUAUCUCCCCGAGGAUCGUGUUCUGCCAUUCGGAGCGAAAGAAAACUUCUGGGAAAUGGCGGACGUAGGCCCAUGUGGGCCAUGCACCGAAAUUCACUUCGAUAGAAUCGGAGGCCGGAACGCUGCGAGUCUUGUAAAUAUGGACGACCCCUCCGUGCUGGAGAUAUGGAACUUGGUGUUCAUGCAGUUUAACAGGGAAAACGCUCAAACGCUGACUCCUCUUCCAGCCCCAUGCGUUGAUACAGGUAUGGGCUUGGAGCGUCUCGUCUCGGUUUUGCAGAACAAGAAGUCCAACUAUGACACGGACCUCUUCCAACCUAUUUUUGAGCGCAUCCAUUCUUUCAACACUAAACUUCCAAAGUAUCAGGGAAAGGUUGGCGAGGAGGACAAGAACAAGAUUGACACUGCCUACCGGGUACUGGCUGACCAUAUACGCUGUCUCACGGUAGCUAUCACUGACGGAGCCGAGCCCUCUAACGAAGGGAGAGGCUAUGUUUUGAGAAGAAUCCUCAGGCGGGCGGUCAGGUUUUCUAAACAGACUCUUCAGUUGCCCGACGGGAGCUUCCCUAAGCUGGCCUCCUGCGUUUGCUCCUCUCUUGGCUCAGUGUUCCCCGAGCUGCUAAGGUCUCAGGAGCGCGUUCAAUCCGUGCUGCUUAAAGAAGAACAACAAUUUACGAAAACUCUUGACAAGGCAGCUGUGAACACGGUUGCCAGAUAUUUUGUGUGCUACGGGCGCUUGCUUGCGAAGGGGGUGGAUCGUUUCAAGAAGGUCGUGGCAUCCCUUGCCCCACGUGGCAUGUUUCCCGGCUCAGAGGCGUUUACGCUGUACACAACUUAUGGAUUCCCUCUUGACCUAACACAACUUAUGGCGGAAGAAGAGGGCCGAGAGGUAGACGUGGAAGAAUUCAACAAGAAAUUCGAGGAACAUCGUGCUGCCUCCGAAAACGUAUCAUUCAAGGCGAGUGGGGGGGAAUCUGUUUGCCGCCUGCCUCCAGACCAGCAUCACAAGCUUGAGCAACAGGGACUCCCUCCAACUGAUGAUUCGUACAAGUACCAUUGGAACAUCGCGCAACGACCAUACAACCCAGAGUCCGAAACAACGCCGCCGUGCACCUGCAAGCUCCAAGCCAUUUGGAACGGAACGAACUUCAUUGACACUGUUUCUGAGGACGGUACUGUCAUAGCUCUAGUGCUAGAUAAAACUCCUUUCUACGCGGAGCAGGGUGGACAGUUGGGAGACGAGGGCUUCCUCGAAAUUAAUGGGCAUCAUUUCAGAGUCAGAGAUACGCAGAAGAGUGGCAGCUACGUGCUUCAUGUCGGAACUUUGUUCGGGGGAGCCUCCCUCAAGGUUGGGGAUUUGCUUACACCUCGAGUGAACUACGCGCGUCGUCUUGGUCUUGCGCAACACCACACGGGCACUCACCUUUUGGCGGCGGGUCUUCGGCACGUUUUGCUGGAUAGGGACAACAGCAAGAAGGAAACAGGAAAGGGGACUGAAGACAAUGACACAGAGACAGAAAGGCGGACUAUCAAGCAAAAAGGGUCUCUUGUUGAGGAGAGGAGACUGAGGUUUGACUUCGAUUGGGAUGCCCCUUUAACAAACCAACAGAUUGAAGCUAUUGAACUAUACGUUCAGAGAGCGAUUGCAUCAUCUUUGCCUGUCAAUACUGCUGUACUGCCUUUGAAGACAGCCAUGGAGCUUCCCGCCUUGUGCGCGGUUUUUGGUGAGGUGUAUCCGGAUCCAGUGAGAGUUGUGAGCAUUGGUCCGGACACGAAGGAACUCAAGACAAUACAGGAAACACAGGGGGCUGACAAAAUCAACGCCAGUGUUGAACUUUGCGGAGGUACUCACCUCAGCAACGCUUCGCAACUUGAGGAUUUUGUUGUGAUAUCGGAGGAGAGCAUAGCAAAGGGAAUCCGAAGAAUCGUUGCAGUAGCUGGCGAGGCCGCUGUUAGUGCUCGUAGUGAACUUAGAGACGUCUGCGGAACCAUAAUUUGGGUUCUGGCGUAUGGAGUGUAUGCGCAGCUGUCACUGGCGAACUUAGAAUCCGCUUCCCCGACAUUCCCUUUCUUCGAGAAGGAAGUGCAACAGGCGAAGUCUUUCGUGGAAAGCAACAAAACUAUUCCUCUGUUGAGCAGACGACGUUUGCUGGCGGAGCUCGAGCAUAAGCAGAAACUUGGGUUGGAAUUGAGCAAGUUCCGUGCUAAGGAACUGUUGAGAGUGGGGAAGGUCCUGGGGCAGGAAGCAGCGAGCGCGGCGAAAGGUAAAAAGUUCGUUGUCUUGAAUCUGACGCAACUGCAGGGAGACGGGAAGGCUUUGGAUGAAGCGGCAAAGGCCCUGCAGGCAGCUGCUCCUUCACUGCCGUUUCUGGUGCUUACGGGUCUAGAAAGUCGGGGUACUUCAUGCAUUUCUUUCAGUCCAAAGGGUUCCCCUUUAGAGUCUUCUAAGUGGCUGAACGAGGCACUGAAGGAGUUAGGUGGCAAGGGAGGUGGCAAGGAGAGGAGCGUCGGGGCAGCCAAGGACGGAACUGUAAACGGUUUGAAGCGAGCGAUCACUGCUGCCGUCGCAUUCGCUGAGGCCGCAUUGCAGUAG
Messenger RNA from Eimeria maxima, 3144 nucleotides. Its product is annotated as alanyl-tRNA synthetase, putative. Gene Ontology annotation, molecular function: nucleic acid binding; amino acid binding; alanine-tRNA ligase activity. Bases 1 to 3144 code for a protein of 1047 amino acids. Gene Ontology annotation, cellular component: mitochondrion; cytoplasm. The record is from RefSeq and is a predicted model, not a curated record. The transcript is spliced from 19 exons. Gene Ontology annotation, biological process: tRNA modification; alanyl-tRNA aminoacylation. NCBI's taxonomy places the organism in Eukaryota, Apicomplexa, Conoidasida, Eucoccidiorida, Eimeriidae.